AGCGGGGGCGCGCAGCCCCCGGCGGCGGGACCAUGGCCGUGGUGGGCUUCGACCUGGGCUUCCAGAGCUGCUACAUCGCCGUGGCGCGGGCCGGUGGCAUCGAGACUGUCGCCAAUGAGUUCAGCGACCGCUGCACGCCAUCAGUUGUUUCAUUUGGAUCCAAAAACAGAGCUAUUGGUGUCUCAGCUAAAAACCAGCAAAUUACUCAUGCCAACAACACAGUGUCUAACUUCAAGAGAUUUCAUGGCCGUGCAUUUAAUGAUCCUUUCGUGCAGAAGGAAAAAGAAAAACUGAGCUAUGAUUUGGUUCCUAUGAAGAAUGGUGGCGUUGGAGUGAAGGUGAUGUACAUGGAUGAGGAACACAUCUUCAGUGUGGAACAAAUUUCAGCUAUGUUGUUGACUAAAUUAAAGGAGACUGCAGAGAGUAACCUGAAAAAGCCAGUAACAGACUGUGUUAUUUCUGUGCUUGGUACAGCGUUUGACCCUUUCUUGGGUGGAAGAAACUUUGAUGGAAAGUUAGUAGAUUAUUUCUGUGCAGAAAUAAAAGCAAAAUACAAACUGGAUCCAAAAGCAAAAGUUCGAGCUCUUCUCCGUCUGUAUCAGGAAUGUGAGAAGCUGAAGAAACUAAUGAGUUCAAAUAGCACAGACAUUCCCUUGAAUAUAGAGUGCUUCAUGAAUGAUACUGAUGUAUCUGGAAAAAUGAACAGGUCUCAGUUUGAAGAACUCUGUGCUGACUUACUGCAAAGGAUAGAGGUGCCUCUGCUUUCACUGAUGGAACAAAUACAGCUGAAAGUGGAAGAUGUGACAGCUGUAGAGAUUGUCGGAGGAGCAACCCCCAUUCCUGCCGUCAAAGAGAGAAUCGCUAAAUUCUUUGGCAAAGAUGUCAGUACUACAUUGAACGCAGAUGAAGCCAUAGCCAGAGGCUGUGCUCUGCAGUGUGCAAUUCUUUCCCCAGCUUUUAAAGUGAGAGAAUUCUCUGUGACAGAUGCAACACCAUUCCCAAUAUCUCUUUUGUGGAACACAGAAGCUGAAGACACUGAAGGGGUCCAUGAGGUGUUCAGCAGAAAUCAUGCAGCACCAUUCUCCAAAGUUCUUACCUUCUAUAGGAAAGGACCAUUUGAACUAGAAGCUUUUUAUUCUGAUCCUAACGGAGUCCCAUAUCCUGAGGCAAAAAUUGGUAGGUAUGUUAUACAGAAUGUGGCAGCCCAGAAGGAUGGGGAGAAGUCUAAAGUCAAAGUGAAAGUCCGUGUCAAUACUCAUGGCAUUUUCAGCGUGUCUACGGCAUCCAUGGUUGAACCAGUUAAAAAUGAGGAGAGUGAAGAUGUCACUGUUGAGACUGAAGUCGAAUCUCAGGACCAGAGGCCUCCUGAAAAUUUGAAUGAUAAAAAUAUCCAGCAAGAGAACAGUGAGGCUGGAACACAGUCCCAGGUACAAACUGAUGGUCAGCAAACGCCACAGUCUCCCCCUUCAUCAGAACCUCCCUCUGAAGAAAACAAAAUCCCAGAUGUCAAGAAAACAAAUGAGAAGAAAGGUGAUCAGCCUCCAGAAGCUAAAAAACCCAAGAUAAAAGUGAAAAAUGUGGAACUGCCUAUUGAAGCUAACUUGGUUUGGCAGUUAGGAAAAGAUCUCCUCAAUAUGUAUAUUGAAACAGAGGGUAAGAUGAUUAUGCAAGACAAACUGGAAAAAGAAAGAAAUGAUGCAAAGAACGCAGUGGAGGAAUAUGUGUAUGAGUUCAGAGACAAGUUGUCUGGACCAUAUGAAAAGUUUGUUUGUGAAAAGGAUCUGCAAGGGUUCUCUGCACUCCUGACAGAGACAGAAGGCUGGCUCUAUGAAGAGGGUGAGGAUGAAGCUAAGCAGGUGUAUGUAGAUAAACUGGAGGACUUAAAGAAAUUAGGUACUCCAAUUGAAAUGCGCUAUCAAGAAGCAGAAGAGCGACCGAGGCUCUUAGAAGAACUGGGACACAGGCUCCAAUAUUAUGCUACGAUAGCUGGGGAAUUCAGGAAUAAAGAUGAGAAAUACAUACAUAUUGAUGAAAUGGAAAUGAUGAAAGUAGAGAAGUGUGUUGGUGAAGUGGUGGAGUGGAUGAAUAAUGCUGUAAGUGCACAGGCUAAGAGGAGCUUAGAUCAGGAUCCAGCUGUGCACUCGCGUGAAAUUAAGGCAAAGCUACAGGAGCUGAACAAUAUCUGUGAGCCUAUUGUCACACAACCCAAACCAAAGGUUGACUCUCCUAAGGAAGAAAAUCCAUUAAAUGAACGGGGUGAUUAUAAAAAUGAAGAUAUGGGAGAAGAUGACAAAAAUUCUGAAAUGCCCCAACAAAAUGGCGAAUGUCACCCAAGUGAUCAAAACACCAUGAGCAUGGACUUGGACUAAACCACUGCACUUGCAGCAAAUUGCUUCAUCCCAUGACAGAAGAUAUUUUUGCUGUCGUAUGUAAUGGGAGUUGGGGGGGCAGGGGAGGAUGUAUUGUUUUGGAAACUAUUUAUAUUUUUUCUUAAAAAUUGUCUGGAAUAUGCUGUAUUAUGGGAGGAGGAAUAGUAAUAGUGGUGGUCAUGACUAUCCUAAAAGGAAAAUUGCCUUGGUAACUUUCAGAUUCCUGUGGAAUUGUGAGUUCAUACUAAGCUUUUGUGCAGUAUUUAACCAUUUGCAUCACUAAAGAUGAAAAGAAGCCCUUGCUCUGAAAUAUACUGCUCCUUCAAGAUGUUAUAGCUGAAACCUUCGUAGGCAUUUGUAGAUGCCAAGGUAGUUUUCUUUCAUCUGGACAUCUAAUUGGGUAUGUCAAUAAAAAGCCAGUGUCUAUCCCAUUCAUAAGGACUUUCCAGAAAAAUCCUCCUGUUCUGAGGCUUUUGACCACUGCAGUCCAAAGCAGUUAUCGGAUAAUAAGAUGGUGAAAUGUGUUAGUAGCAUGCGGAAACGCUUACGUUUCGUCUCCUGCUAAACAAUACAUUUUUCAUGUGGGGUACAUAAAAUGAAGGAAAUGCUAAUUCUGUUAGUGUUAUUGUGAAGCCUUUUAAUGAGCUUUAAAAUAAAGUUCAUUUUACUGGUA
This is a messenger RNA of Tinamus guttatus (white-throated tinamou), 3042 nucleotides long. The record is from RefSeq and is a predicted model, not a curated record. NCBI's taxonomy places the organism in Eukaryota, Metazoa, Chordata, Aves, Tinamiformes, Tinamidae.